This is a messenger RNA of Homarus americanus (American lobster), 1851 nucleotides long. Its product is annotated as protein cab-1-like. Gene Ontology annotation, cellular component: membrane. NCBI's taxonomy places the organism in Eukaryota, Metazoa, Arthropoda, Malacostraca, Decapoda, Nephropidae. The record is from RefSeq and is a predicted model, not a curated record.
GCUGAACAAGAGUCACAAGGCAGCACAAGAUGCGGAGUACCCGGCCUACGGAGUAACUGGCCCCAACAAGGACCUCUCACCUUCUUCAGGGGACCGUAAACUGGCUCAGUCGGCCCACAUGUACCACUACCAGCACCAGAAGCAGCAGAUGAUAGCCCUUGAGAAGUCGUCGGGAGGAGAGCGUCACGGGUCAACCUCAGACGUGGACUCGGAGGAGGAGGGCGAGGAGAAUGAGUACACGGUGUACGAGUGUCCUGGCCUAGCCCCGACUGGCGAGAUGGAGGUGAAGAACCCCUUGUUUCACGACGACCCGACACCCGCCACGCCCUCUAUGAGAAAGGAGGCAGAGAAAGAGGAAGAAGAGGAAGAGGAGGAACAGAAGGCUAAAUGAGCGGGAAGGAGGAGAGUGGAAGGAGAAUUGGGUGGAAGUGUUUUAAGCCUGUCUAAAGAUAUAUAUACUGUAUACAUAAAGAAAACUCGUAUUGAAAAUAAAGAUGCAGGAAUUUUUCUCGCGAUAGGGAGCACAACUUGAGGCAAGAAGUGAAAAUUGAGAAAAAUUGGUCCAGGAGGAACUGGUGUGAUAUAGAACAGGUUUUAAGAAGAGGAACUGGUUUAUCAUGGAGCAGUUUUAACGAGAAGAACUCUUUUAACAAGGAACAAAUACAGCAAGAAACGAAAGAGUUACUGUAUACCAAAAAAUCUCUUAUAACAUAAACAUAUAACUUGAAGGGCUUCGAACUCAAAACAUUUAAAAAGUGUAAGAAUAUAUUUACAGCUAACAAAAAAAACCAAAGGCAAUUAGAGAGUACUACUGAGGAGUUUAACACAACCUGGAUUUAUGUACCAAAAAAGACUUGAUAUAAACAGUAGAAUGGGACACGUACAGAGAACAGCACUUACCUGUGUUCCUUCAGUUUGGUCUUGGCAUUAAAUUUGCAGUGAUACGUUAGUUAGAAAGUAAUAAUUCAUGAAGAGAAGUGACAAGACGUGGUGGUUGGUAUAAGAAAAUUAAUAACUUACAUUCAGACAGAUCGCGUGUGUGUGUGUGUGUGUGUGUGUGAGUGAGAGAGUGAGAGAGUUUCUGCGGCCACCAUUCCCACAUACAGUAGUUUGAAGAUUGCGUGUCUAUGAAACCAACACUAGACGCCGACUUAAGUUACUGCCACAUAUAGGAAACCAUUACAAAAGAAAAACGACUAUAAAAAAUUUUAAAAUAUCUAUUAAUUCAAACGAAUAUAAUAUAAAUUAAUUAGAAAAGGUAAUGAAAUAAUUAUCUAUGUGUGUGUCUUGAUUAUUGGAGAUAUUUAAACACAAGUGGCUGUAUAAGUAAUUUUGCCACGAAUGUAUACACUGACAUAAAACUGUUAUCUGUACCUAAUGCAAAGUUUGUUGUACUUAAAAAGAGUUAUAUUUAUGCUAAGGGUUAGGUUAGAGUAAUGAAAACUAGAUACCGUAUAUAUACACCUAUAUUAUGAUGUUACUAGUACAGUAUAGUGAAAACAUCCAUUAUAUCAAACUAUAGAGCAAACAUCCAUUAUGUGAAACUACUGUAUCGUGAAAAUAUCUAUUAUAUGUAACUAUAGUGAAAACAUCCAUUAAGUGAAACAAUAGGAACAGUUCCACGGAGCGAUCAGUGAUGAGGUAGAAUGCACACACCACCUCAGAGCAGCCUGGUCUUCAUACAGUACUUAGUUUUCUGUUCUAUAUCAAGUUAAUUCGCUCUCUCAUCCCUUAGUACAAAAGUAAACUGGAGGUAAUGGAUGCGUUAGUGUUUCAGUAUUAGUGUAGUACAGGAUACUUCAUCUGGUCUAAAAUGACAAUAUUUCUUUAUAUAUCAUGCAUUUUUUUUUU